ACCCACACUUAACACCGCCACCGGGCUGCUUGAAAUAAUGACUCGAUCCGACGCCUUCUUAGCCACUGCCGUCGCCCUGAUGGCGGCGGCGGGCUCCUACCCGUCGACCUUCGCCUCGGCGCUUGAGCUAACUGCAGCGAACUGCGACGACCUCGGCGCCCUGCCCACAACGCUGACCGAAGACACAAAUUUGCUCCUCGAUGUGCCUACCAUCACGUACGGGAACCCCGACUUGAACUGGAUCUCCUGCGACACGAUAACAACUGUCCACGUCGACGGGCCGUACAAAUUUAUCGUCACGACCGACAUGGACAACUACAACUUCCAGAACGCGCGCUUCGAGGUGAAGGGCGGCGCCGACCUCACCUUCGAUAUCGAGGGUCGUUUUUCCUUCAACUACGCCGAAAGCCAGGGGACAGACGGUGGGGCGAUCUACGUGGAGAGCGGUUCGUCCGCGACUUUCGACGUGCCUAGCAAGGUCAACUUCGAGGGCAACACCGUCGAAGCCGGGUACUCCGGGGGAGUAGUGUACGCAGGCGGAGAGGUGGUGUUUACGGGCGACGCGGUGUUCAUUUCGAACGAAGCCCGGAGCUCAGGUGAUGAACCCGCGGGAUACGGCGGUGCCGUUGCGGUUGGCCCUGAGGGAAGCCUUGAGUUCCAAGGGGCCUUGGAGUUCACCGACAACAAGGCUCAGAGCGGCGGAAGUGGAGGAGCGAUCGCCAACUUCGGCUCCUUGGUUUUCCGGAGGAAGAGCUACUUCUGGUUCAACACCGCCGCAGAGGACGCCAAUGGAGAUGGCGGUUUCGGCGGGGCCAUCUAUGCCGGGUAUGGGUCCACCACCGAGUUUUUCAGGAGGACGAUCUGGUUCUACAGCGAGGCCGCCAGCGGGGGCGCACUCUACAACCUCGGGGAGGUCAUGCUGUACAGCAACGGGUUCAUCAGGGGCAACAAGGCCGUGGGCGGAGCCUAUUUCUCUGGCGGUCCGGGUUCGUCCUUGUCCUAUCACACCGCGCCAAACCUCUUCGACAACUUCGCGUUUCACAGCAACCGGUUUAGGCAAGACGAGAAAGUUUGCUGA
Molecule: messenger RNA, 1078 nt
Organism: Ectocarpus siliculosus
Lineage: Eukaryota; Phaeophyceae; Ectocarpales; Ectocarpaceae
Source: the annotation of a GenBank genome assembly